UACCUUAUUUGUUUUACGAAAUCUUGUCGUAUUGACGAGAAAUUUUUACGCGUUCUUACGAAAAAUCUAAUUAUCAACAAGCAAUUUUAUAUUAUGAUCAAUAUUUUAUUUGAAUGCGUUUAUGAUAUUAUACAUUAAUUACGAUACUUCUGUUAACAUCUUUGUAUUUGUCCGUAUUUGCUUCUUACCUGUAAUAAAUUGCGCCUAAAGAUUCAAGAUGAUGGUAAGCUACCACGUACUAUCUGCCCCGGUUGCAAUAUUCAACUGGAAGCAACAAUCCAGUUCUUCGAAUUACUGGUGGAUGGUCAAAGGAAAAUUCGUGAGAUGUGGAAGCACCAGUUAGAACAAACACGGAAGGCUGAACGAGAGAGGCUUCGUACUGGAAAGGAUAAUACAGAAAUUGUAACAGAAAUGUCCGAAUUAGAUAACAUUUCGCAGUAUAAUGAGGAAGAUCAAUUUGAACAACAAAUUAUAAUAAAAAUAAUGCCGGAUGGUUCUAUGUAUGCUGCAGAACAUGAAAUGAGUUUACAAAUGGAAGGUUUAAGUAAACCAAAACGAAAAAGAGGACGACCACCGAAAACACAUGUAGAAAACAUAUCCAUGGAAUUAACAAAAGAAGAUGUAAUAGAAGGAGGAAGUCAGGAAGAAGAAGAUAAACAAGAAGAAGAAGUAGACGACAUAGAUGGAGAUGGGAGACGUCGUAGGAAGCGUAAAGUUCCUAAAAGAUAUAUGGAAGCGGUCCAGGGCAAGGAAUUGGAAAGAAUAUACAAGGAAGAAGGAGUAAUUGAUGAAGAAGAUGACGAACAACCUGAUAAUUUUGAAGAUUCUGAGGAACAGUUGAAUGUAACUGUGCCCGAUAGUCAAGAAGAAAUAAUUGGUCAUUUAGAAUCCGAGGAAGGGAAAGACCUAGGAGAGUUAGUGAUAGUAAAUCGAGGUAGAGGACGAGGCAGGCCAAAGCUACGUCGUAGGAGAAAUAAAUUCACGUGUCAAUUUUGCGGUCGAGGUUUCCUACAACGUAGUAGAUACAUUGUGCACAAGAGUUUUCAUAAAGGAAUAAAAUAUGAGUGUUUAGAAUGCAAAAAGUUAUUUACAAGUAAGGAAAAUUUGGGGUUACAUCAGAAAGCAACUCACCACACUGGAGACGAUAUAAAUGAAAGUUUUGAACAUGAUGUCCAAGAUCCAAGUCCGGAGUCGAAACAACCUUUGUCCGAAGAGGAUCGUAAUAUUACCGAAGUUCUCAAAUCUCCUUUAUCAGAGAAACGAUGUGUAAAUAAAUUUUCAAAUAUUUCUAGCAGUUCCCAAAAGGCUCUUUUAUGCGAACAAUGCGAUAAAUUGUUCGAAACAAAAGAAGCUUACGAUUUGCAUCUGAAAACGGAUCACGAGCGUGAAAAAUUAUUUAUUUGUACUAUUUGUAAUAAAAGUUUUACCCAACAAAUAGCUUUGAAGGCUCAUAUGCCCAUACACGACAGAAAUAAACUGGAAAAAGAAUAUCCUUGCGAUAUUUGUGGAAAAGUUCUAAAUCAUCCUAGUUCCGUAGUAUACCACAAAGAGGCAGAACAUAACGAUGGUCGUCGAUUUGUUUGCAACAAGUGCGGUAAAAGUUUCAAACACAAGCAACUGUUGCAACGCCAUCAACUUGUACACUCGGACGACCGACCUUAUAUCUGUAAAUCCUGUAAUGCUAGUUUCAAAACGAAAGCAAACUUAAUCAAUCAUCAGUCUACGCAUACCGGCGAAAAGAAAUAUUUUUGUGAAAUUUGUGGACAACAAUUUGCGCAUAAAACUAGUCUCACGCUGCAUUACAGGUGGCACACGGGUCACAAGCCGUAUACGUGCGAGGUGUGUCAUAAAAGUUUUUCGCAAAAUGGAAAUCUGCAAGAACAUAUGCGAAUACAUACAGGAGAGAAACCUUACUGUUGCGAUUACUGUGGGAGAAAAUUCACGACCUCGUCGCAAUUUAAACUUCACGUGAAACGUCACACUGGCGAACGUCCGUGGAAAUGUGAAUUCUGUGCGAAAUGCUUUCUACACAAAGACACGUGGAAAUGUCACGUGCGUAGACACAAAGGGGAGCGUCCUUUUCAGUGUGCUCAUUGCAAUCGCGGUUUUACAGAGCAGUGGGCUUUGAAAAAACAUCUUCGUCUUCACACUGGAGAAAAACCAUACUCUUGCGACGUUUGUGGAAAAGCAUUUGCAGAUUGUUCAAAUUUAACAAAACAUAAAAAAGUACACAGGGAGACAAAAAUUUCUGCAAUAGGCGAGGUAGAAGGAUCUCCGAUUGGAGAAGUUUGGCAAAUUUUACCAAGCUCUGAGACACCCGAUGAACAUUUAUUGACUGACCAAAUGGCUCAAGUCAUUACGACAGACGAAACGUCUGGAGAUGGUAUUCAACAAAUUAUUUACGUUUCUUACCAAGAUCCAGAUGAUCCCAAUCAGUCUCGGACUUUACAUUUUGUUGAUGCCGGAAUGAUGAGGAAAAAGGAUGAAAAAUCUAAUGCGAAUCAAUCGUUGUCACAUUUAAAUGUUGAGAAUGAUGGAAUACUUUCCAAUGCUUCUCAUACCAACGGAAAUAAUAAUUCAAACGAACGAAUAAAUGUCGAACUUUCGGAAACCGAUCUUCAGCUACAGAUAACGGAUGAAGAAGGUAAUCCAAUUCCCCUUUCGAUUCAAGAUGCACGACAAUUAUUAUCUCAAACACAAUUUGUUAAUCAACUUAACGACGAUCAAGAAAUUAGAGUUCAUUCUGGUGUGAUAGCGGAUGAACUAGCAGCACCAUUGAGCGUGCAUAUUAAUCAUGAGUCCGAUAUGAAAAGUGUUGAUAUUAUCAAUACAGAGGAUGGGAAAGUGAAAAAUAUUUCGCAUGUUCAAACGGAUGCAGAAGCAAUCGUAAAAGCGUUGGAGGAUGAAAAUACAGAUGCAAACGCGGUUGCAACAAUCAAUCAGAUGGAAGAAUCAGAACAACCAGGAAUCGCCGAAAGCGAACAAGCAAUUGAAUUCACGACGCAAGAUGGCCAAAAAGUUCGUUUAGUUACUUCUUAUCACGUUGAUCCAAUGCAACUUGCCUCCGAGUACCUGACUAUUGUAUAAAAUUUCGAAAA
Messenger RNA from Colletes gigas, 3098 nucleotides. Its product is annotated as zinc finger protein 665-like. Gene Ontology annotation, cellular component: nucleus. NCBI's taxonomy places the organism in Eukaryota, Metazoa, Arthropoda, Insecta, Hymenoptera, Colletidae. Bases 325 to 3087 code for a protein of 920 amino acids. Gene Ontology annotation, molecular function: RNA polymerase II cis-regulatory region sequence-specific DNA binding; zinc ion binding; DNA-binding transcription activator activity, RNA polymerase II-specific. Gene Ontology annotation, biological process: regulation of transcription by RNA polymerase II. The record is from RefSeq and is a predicted model, not a curated record. The transcript is spliced from 14 exons.